Molecule: messenger RNA, 1109 nt
Organism: Cannabis sativa
Lineage: Eukaryota; Viridiplantae; Streptophyta; Magnoliopsida; Rosales; Cannabaceae
Product: EPIDERMAL PATTERNING FACTOR-like protein 1
Exons: 3
Coding region: 381-776 (131 amino acids)
Biological process (GO): guard cell differentiation; stomatal complex development
Source: RefSeq, a predicted model, not a curated record
AUAAGAGUAGUAAAGGAGGUUCAGAAAAGUAGACUAUAAUCCAAAUAAGUAGAUCUGACGUGUGAUACUCCAGCUUCGUGUUUCGUUUUCUUCUUCCCUGUAUUGUUCCUUUCACUCUCUCUGUCGCUCACUGCAUUAAUCAGACUCUUCUCUCCUCAGUCUUCAGUUUCUGCUCACAUCAGACUCAGACCCUCCUUUAAUGCCACUACUCUUCUUUCCUAUCAAUCUCCUUGUUUAUUAUUAUUAUAUAUUUCAUUACUCAACUAUAUACCCCUCUCUCUCUCUCUCUUUAAUUUCUUUCUUCCCCAGUUCCGAGUUUUAAAACUAAAUUGGCUAAAGCUUUGACCAGUUGAUGACUUCAUGGUGUGACAUGAUAUGAUAUGAAUUUCAUGUCAUCAAACACCAUGAAUUCCUUGUUUAAUCUUUGGGUUAUUAUGCUUCUCCAUCUUCUUCUCUCUCCUUGCUCUUCUCUGUCUCGGUCACACUCACACAUUCCACCAAUUUCUUCUUCACGCAAGGAAUUCCAGGUGUUGUUGGUUGAGGUUGAGGAAAAAUCCCGACUGGGUUCGACCCCUCCAAGCUGCCACAACAAGUGCAACACGUGCCACCCCUGCAUGGCAGUUCAAGUCCCAAGCCUACCCAGUCACGAACCGGUUCGACCGGGCGUCACCCGAACCGACCCGGUUGUGGUCUUAGAUUCAGAGUAUGAUCAAGAUCUUAGCUUAGAUUCUCCUUUGGUGACAAUUGGACUACAUAGUCUUUUUUCACUAUGCUGAGUAUUGCUUUAAAAUGUGUGGACAAGUUCUUAACACUAAGGAUUGUGAAUUUGAUGAAGAAAUCUAAGAGAAAAUAGCCUCUGUAUCUUUAAAAUUAAAGAGAAGAAGAAGUGAGCAUUUUAGGGUUUUCUAGCUUAAAAAAUCAUCAUCUGAUAAAGCUCUCUUCUCAUUCUAUUUAUAGGCUUCACUUAUGGUUAGGUUUAAAUGACAUUGGGCUUAAAAUAGAGACUUGUGUUGAAGUCUAACUCUAGGCCCAAAUUGCUUAUUGGGCUUUAGAGUUAGAUUUAUGCCACUUUAUUUCAUUCACAUAAAAAAAUGACUUUUUCAUAUUUU